Eruca vesicaria subsp. sativa (arugula) is the source of this 1149-nucleotide messenger RNA. The record is from the annotation of a GenBank genome assembly. Lineage: Eukaryota; Viridiplantae; Streptophyta; Magnoliopsida; Brassicales; Brassicaceae.
AUGGAUGAUGAAGAAUUGGAAUUGGCGAGGCAGAAGCUUGAUCUUGUUUCGGUUAGAACCUAUCGGUUAUACUCCAAGGGUUUGGUGAGUGAAGAGCUUAUUAAGAAUGUUACUACGCUGGUGGGUGGUUCAGGCUUGUCCCUCUGUGACUCGAAUGAUAACUCGAAAUUGGAGACUUACAAAGCUCUGAGAACCCGAGGAUUCCUGGUGCACCCUGAAGCUGCGGAAUUGGCUGCCAUAUUUCAAGGGCUGAGUUGGGCGUUGGAACUUGGUGUCAAAAGUAUCCAAUUCUUCUGUGAUGAUUCCAUCAUCUUGGAUUACGUAACAGAUAAAGCUGCACCGAAAGAGUCCAUUGUAGCAAAACUUUUGAAGAAAGUGACUCUUCUUCAGAAAGAAUUCACGUCUUGCCAGGCAUUCCCUGUGCGCAGAGACAUGAAUUCUGUCAUUAAGCUCGCAAAAGAUGCCAUUGCUUCCCAAACCAGAUGGCGUGACGACACCAACACUGAGUAUGAGACUUGUCCAGCCUGCUACGCACACGUUUCACCUCGUCAAAAACUUGAGGUGGAGAGCGGUUGCUUCCACCGCAUCUGCUUUACGUGCAUAAGGGAUUGUUUCUCAUCCCAACGAGCACGAGGGGACACCCUACUCUGCCCUUACCCUGGUUGCGACAAAGAACUUGUGCUAGAGGAUUGUAGAGGUAUUGCUGACGAUAAUGAUCUUAAUCUUAUCAUCCACCGCAAAAAGGAGAAGGCCAUUCCCGUUUUAGACAGAGUCUACUGUCCCGAGCCUUCUUGUAACUUUUUGAUGUCCGACCACGACCUCGUUGAUCCUCGGCAAAAGAAGUCAGUAGCACGCACGUGCGUGAAGUGCGGCUUGUGUUUCUGCAAAAAAUGCCAUGUUCCAUGGCAUGAUAAGAAGACGUGCGAUGAGUUCAAGAAGUCCAAGUCUUACCUGACAUCUGACGCCGCGCUUUUCGAGUCUUUAGUGAAGACAGAGGGAUGGAUGAAGUGUCCCCAGUGUGCCACAGUCGUUCAGAAAAAUGGCGGGUGCCAACGCAUUAGCUGCAGACAUUGCAACCACAAGUUCUGUUACGCAUGUGGGGCUGCGUGUACAAGGAAGAAAAUGUCAUGCAACUGCAGCCCGUCCUGA